AUGGCCUACAGCUGCUCCUGGGCACUUUACGGUCUGAGUCAGGGCUUUCGGGUAUCAGGGCACGAAGGGCCGAAUGGCCUGUUUGGAUGCCGGAAGAUCAGGCCGCCCCCGGACGGUGGGAUCCGUUACCCCGGGCUGACCCAGGAGCAGAUCCAUUCCAUCGAGAUCCUCCCCGUGGCCUACGAGAUCGAGUUUGUCUGCAGGGUCAACCGCGAGCUGGAUGGGCCCCGGGUCCGCAAGUGCCUGGCCAAUGGCAUGUGGACAGAGAUGGACAAACGCAGCCGCUGCCUGAGAAACUGCUCAGCACUGGCCCUGAAGUUAGAAAACGGGCACGCGCUGACGAGAGAUCCGAGCAGGGCUCCAGUGGAAGGAACCAUUGUGCAAUACCGUUGUAAUCCUGGGUUCAUUCUGGUUGGCAGCUCCAAUCUCGUCUGCAACAAAUACGGCAAGUGGAACACCAGCAAGCCCAUCUGUAAAGUGAACCGUCUGCCACACAGUGACAAGCAGACCCUGUACAUCGGAGCCCUGUUCCCCAUGAGCGGGGGCUGGCCGGGGGGACAGGCCUGUCUCCCAGCAGCACAGAUGGCACUCCGGGAUGUCAACAACCGCUCGGAUAUUCUGCGGGACUAUGAGCUGCAACUCAUCUACCAUGACAGCAAGUGUGACCCUGGGAAGUCCACCAAGUACCUGUACGAGCUGCUCUACAACGAGCCCAUGAAGAUUGUCCUCAUGCCCGGCUGCAGUGGAGUCUCGACCCUGGUUGCUGAAGCAGCCCGGAUGUGGAAUCUGAUUGUGCUCUCGUACGGUUCCAGCUCUCCGGCUCUCUCCAACCGCCAACGCUUCCCCACCUUUUUCCGGACCCACCCGUCCGCCACCCUCCACAACCCCACCCGGGUCAAGCUCUUCAAGAGGUGGGGCUGGACGAAGAUAGCCACCAUUCAACAGACCACGGAAGUCUUCACCUCGACUCUGGAUGAUUUGGAGCAGCGGGUGAAGGAGGCUGGGAUUGAGAUCAGCGUGCGGCAGAGCUUCCUCACAGACCCUGGCGUCGCUGUCAAAAACCUCAAGAGACAAGAUGCCCGCAUCAUCGUCGGGUUGUUCUACGAGACCGAGGCGAGGAAGGUCUUCUGUGAGGUAUACAAAGAGAAGCUGUAUGGUAAGAAGUACGUCUGGUUCCUGAUUGGCUGGUAUGCUGACAACUGGUUCAAGAUACAGGAUAAUAACAUCAACUGCACGGUGCAGCAGAUGACUGAGGCUGUGGAGGGGCACCUCACCACAGAGAUCCUCAUGGUUAACCCCACCAACAGCAGGGGAAUCUCCAAAAUGGUGAGCGCAGCUCGAACAAGAGGGGGGGUGGCUCUGCAGUUAUAA
Molecule: messenger RNA, 1371 nt
Organism: Hemiscyllium ocellatum (epaulette shark)
Lineage: Eukaryota; Metazoa; Chordata; Chondrichthyes; Orectolobiformes; Hemiscylliidae
Product: gamma-aminobutyric acid type B receptor subunit 1-like
Exons: 10
Coding region: 1-1371 (456 amino acids)
Biological process (GO): G protein-coupled receptor signaling pathway; gamma-aminobutyric acid signaling pathway
Cellular component (GO): G protein-coupled receptor heterodimeric complex; membrane
Molecular function (GO): G protein-coupled GABA receptor activity
Source: RefSeq, a predicted model, not a curated record